Messenger RNA from Puma concolor (puma), 804 nucleotides. The record is from RefSeq and is a predicted model, not a curated record. Lineage: Eukaryota; Metazoa; Chordata; Mammalia; Carnivora; Felidae.
AUGCAGGUGUCUAUCGCUUGUACCGAGCAGAACCUUCGCAGCCGGAGCAGUGAGGACCGUCUGUGUGGACCCCGGCCGGGCCCCGGGGGCGGUAACGGCGGGCCGGUCGGCGGGGGGCAUGGGAAUCCUCCAGGGGGAGGAGGGUCGGUCCCUAAGGCCCGGGCCGCACUGGUGCCCCGACCCCCAGCGCCCGCGGGGGCCCUCCGAGAGAGCACCGGCCGAGGCACUGGCAUGAAAUACAGGAACCUGGGAAAGUCUGGUCUUCGAGUAUCCUGUCUUGGCCUAGGCACCUGGGUCACAUUUGGUUCUCAAAUCUCGGAUGAGACAGCAGAGGACGUGCUGACAGUAGCCUAUGAGCAUGGUGUAAACCUGUUUGACACGGCUGAAGUGUACGCAGCGGGAAAGGCUGAAAGAACCCUAGGCAACAUCCUCAAGAGCAAAGGAUGGAGGAGAUCAAGCUAUGUUGUCACCACCAAGAUUUUUUGGGGAGGACAGGCAGAGACCGAGCGAGGCCUGAGCCGCAAACACAUCAUUGAGGGCCUGCAAGGAUCCCUGGAGCGCCUCCAGUUGGGAUACGUGGACAUCGUCUUUGCCAACCGCUCAGACCCCAAUAGUCCCAUGGAGGGUAAAACCAGCACCCCAGCCCUGACGCGGCGUGGGCGCGCGGCAGGGCACGUGACCGACGCGGACACGGCCACCACGCCGCCAUCGCCGCCAGCUCGCCAUGAGCACGCGGUGCAGAGCGAGUGGUUAGCCAGCGGGCGCGGCUGUCGCUGGCUGAGGGGCAAGCGCGCCGCAGGUUGA